Candida tropicalis MYA-3404 is the source of this 2301-nucleotide messenger RNA. RefSeq names its product Acf2p (gene ACF2). NCBI's taxonomy places the organism in Eukaryota, Fungi, Ascomycota, Pichiomycetes, Serinales, Debaryomycetaceae. The transcript has a single exon. The record is from RefSeq and is a predicted model, not a curated record. Bases 1 to 2301 code for a protein of 766 amino acids. Gene Ontology annotation, molecular function: glucan endo-1,3-beta-D-glucosidase activity; endo-1,3(4)-beta-glucanase activity. Gene Ontology annotation, cellular component: cell surface.
AUGGGAUUAAUUAGAAAGGCAUUUAAGAAAUUAGACUUGAAUCACAAGUCUCGUGAUCAGCAAGAUUCAAACAAUGAUACUAGUCAACAGAAUCAAUCACUGGAUAAUAGUGCUCAAACAGCUGAUGCCGGUUAUAAUCGACCACCAGCUCCACCACCGGCAAGUAAUAAUAAUGAACGACAACAAAGUCAAAACUCUGCCCCUGAAUUAGCUCCUAGACCAAAUCAAUCUCACCCAAUUGAUGGUGAUGAUAUUUUAUCUACCCCAAUUGCUACUGGUCCUCCACCACAAUUGUUCAACAAAGUUAGACACAAUCAAUUACCUAUUGGAUGUUGUUGUGAAGAAAAGGAUGAACCAAUUCAUACAAACAGUUUCUAUAACAAUCUUACUAUUGGUGAUCAAAUGAUGCCUGUGUGGCCACUUCCUUAUAGUAUGUGGUAUCUGGUAGAUCCUGAUCAAGAUCAUGGGUUUGCUUUCAAUCACACUGAUGCAGCACAGAGAGUAUUUGGACCUGAUCCCGAUGCUGUUCCUGCUCAAUUUUAUUUCAACCCUCCAAAGAUUAAGUCAUGGGUGAUUUCCGGUAUUAAUAACCCCAAAUUGACUUUAUCUGAUCAUAGAUUAAUGUCAGUAACUACUAGAUUAGAAGGUGGAAAUGGUAAAAUUACUAUUCCAAUCGUUCAAGGUAUGGGAUUCAUCACCGCCAUCUAUGAAAAUGUGAAUCCUGUUUUUGCAUCCCAAGUCGGUGUCCAGGAGUUUAACAAAGUUGGAAAUGUUGUCGGUAACGUUCAAAAAUACACCGCCAAGUUGUUUAAUCAAGUAGUUUGGUCAAUUUACAGUACUGUCGAUUUGUCUUUGAAAGAUCCUAACCAUGUGGUUGGUAAUGCACCGGGAACUAUUCAAUUUGCUCGUGGUGAUUCUCAACAUUAUGAUGAAACUGCUGGUGCUUACGCCGAAAGUGCUGAAGUUUCUGCAUCAGCCGAUGGGGACAAAGGUCAAUAUAAAUUCACUUACAACAUCAAGGGUAACUCAAAAUCUGGUAAAACGAUUGUUUGGGCACUUCCACAUCAUCAAGAAGUUGUAAUCAAUACCCAACCAACUGAUUUGACUCUUGACUCUCCAACUAAAGGAGUUAUGAGAUCUUAUGUCACAAAUGAACUUCUCAUGCAAGAACAACUUCCAGUUGAUAUCAUGUGGGAACCAUGGGCUGUAUUUUCUCCAAAGGCUAAAUACUCAGAUGAUGCUAAGAACUUGAUUAGAAAGGUUGCUGAGGAAGAAAUAAAACAAGACGUUGUUGGUAUGGCAAAUAUCGAUUCCAUGUAUACGGCUGGUAAAGUUUUAGACAAGUUUGCACAUAUCGCUUAUGUUACCAAAUUUAUUUUAAAUGAUGAUGGCUUAACCAAUGAAAUCUUCCCUAAAGUGAAGCAAGCUGUUGAAAUAUUUGCUAAAAAUCAACAACAAUUUGGAUUGGUUUAUGAUUGUACAUGGAAAGAUUUGAUUUCAUCAGCAGAUCCUGCUGCUGAUUUCGGUAAUGCUAAUUAUAAUGAUCACCAUUUCCACUAUGGGUACCACGUUCAUGCAAUUGCAUUACUUGCGAAAGUUGAUCCAAAUGUUUUGACUGACAAUGAUUCACUUCUUGGAAACUAUGCGAAGGUUUUGCUUAGAGAUACAUGUAGUCCUCAAGUUGAUCAAUGGUUCCCACAAUUCAGAUCAUUUGAUUUCUUCAAUGGUCAUUCAUGGGCUCAUGGUAUUUUCCCUUCAGGUGAUGGUAAAGAUAAUGAAUCAUCUAGUGAGAUGUACCACUUUGCUCGUGCCAUCAAAUUAUUUGGUAACGUCUGUGGUGAUAAGAGUAUGGAAAAGAGAGGUGAAUUAAUGUUGGCAAUUAUGAAAAGAAGUGUUAACAUGUAUAUGCUUUAUUCUGAUGACAACAAAAUUCAACCACCAAAUUUCAUCGGAAAUAAGGUUUCUGGUAUUUUGUUUGAAAACAAGAUUGAUUAUUCGACUUAUUUCGGAAAAGGAACUAUUGGGGAUGAAUGGAUUCAUGGUAUCCACAUGUUACCUAUUACUCCUGUUUCAUCAUACUUCCGUAGCCCUCAGUUUGUUAAAGAAGAAUGGGAACAGAAACUAGCUGCAUGGAUUGACCAAAUUCCAGAUGGUUGGAAGGGUAUUUUGAUGCUUAACAAGGCAUUAUUUGAUCCUAAAUCAGCAUGGGAUUGGUUUGCUAGAGAUGAUUGGAACCAAGCGCAAAUCGAUAAUGGUAUGUCCAGAACCUGGUCAUUGGCAUUCAUUGCAGCUAUCAUGUAG